UCGACAUAAAUAAAGGCAUAUUUUACCAACUUCAGUAUUACACUGUAAAAAUUAGGCCUGGAAGUUCGGCAUAACCCGUUUAAACCGAACCGAACAAACCGACGAUUUCGGUUUUCGGUUUCAAACCGAUUUUCUGUUGUAAAUCGUUCGGUAGAAUUUUAAAUUGAUUUCGGUUUUCGGGUUUUUCGGUUCGGUUCAUCAAAACCGAUCGGUUUUGUUCGGAUUGGGGAGAUACCUUUUAAAACAGAAAAAUCCUAGAUCUAUCACUUCAUCUUCUUUGUUUUCUAAACUCUCCUCUUCACGAACACCUUUAUUUCUCCUCAUCUCUAACCCAUUUUUAUCUUUUAACCUUCUAAUUCUUCCUUAUUCCUCCUUCUUCUCCUUGUCUUCGUUCUUCUUCUCCACCUUUUAGGUUCGCAGAAAUAUUCUAUUAAGCCACCGCGACAUCGAUCUUCUCUGGCAAUGAUUUCAUGGUUCUCUACAUCUUUUCUCACCACCGCACAAUACAAAUCUAUUUUCUCUGUUUUCAAUGUUCUUCUUCUUCAUCUCACCCUUGUUUUUCUUUGACGGCCGUCAUUUCCAAAAAAUAAAACAAAACAAAACCCUAGAUGGGUGUGAUGGGCUUUUCUUGUCCCUGGAAAAAAAGAAUUUGGGUUUUGAAAAGUUAAAAACCGUCAUGGGCUUUUUGACUUUACUUGUCCCUCAAAAAAAAAGUUUUGGGUUUUUAAAUGUCAAAAGCCGAUAUGGGCUUUAAAAACAGCCCACUAUGCCUAAUAUUGUGAUCUAAACUGAUUAGGUUAACCGAUUAAAAAAAAUUCGGUUUAAUUUCGGCGAAUUAUAAAUCCUAGUAACCGAACCGAAAAAACCGAGUACCGAACCGAACCGAACCGAAUUUUUGUUCGGUUCAAUUCGGCAGAAUUUUUGAAAACCGAAAAACCCGGAAAACCGAACAAACCGAACCGUUUAACCCGAGUAAACCGAAUUUUUAUAUUACACCAUUUUUUGUGGAAAAUUUUCAUAUUUUUUAAGUAGGAUAUAUGAGCAUAUUUAACAAAUGUGUUAAUCUGUUAGGCUUCAAUGUGUAUAAGAUUUAAGAAAAUAAUCUGGCAAAUUUUUUUUUGCCUCAACUUAACAAAAAAUCAUAGUUAACAAAUUGAAGAAGACCAACGACUACAAUGACCAGAGAAGUUUUUUUUUUUUUUGGAACGAAAAAACAGAGAAGUUAGAAUUACAAUUUACAGAGCAAAUCAAAGGAUCUCAAUUUCUUUAGUCAACAGGUGUUCCUUCUCUUCUUCCUCGAUUCGGAGGUAGAGAAGAAAAAUGGCAGCUCCGGCGAUCCUAAACGGCGGCGAUGCGACGGAGAGAGAAACACGAAUGGCUCACUCUGCAAUGACAUUGGUUCAGGUCAUAAAUGGAGGAUACCAUGUGGUUACGAAAGUAGCUCUUAACGUUGGUGUAAAUCAGCUCGUUUUUUGUGUCUUUCGCGAUCUUCUUGCUCUCUCCAUUCUCGCACCUCUCGCUUUUUUCCGUGAAAGAACGAUCAGACCUCCUAUGAAUAGAAGCAUCUUCUUUUCACUCUUCUUUCUUGGUUUAGCAGGGAUAUUUGGGAACCAGUUACUAUUUCUUAUGGGUUUAUCUUACACGAAUCCAACUUAUGCUGCUGCUAUACAACCAUCAAUCCCUGUCUUUACAUUUCUCUUGGCUGUCUUGAUGGGUACAGAAAAAGUGAACUUGUUGAAAGUCGAGGGCCAAACGAAAGUUGGAGGUACUCUUGUUUGUGUUUCGGGUGCUAUAGCGAUGGCUUUGUUUCGUGGUCCAGCCUUGUUUGGAGGUAAAGAUGCAGCAGAUUCAGUGAAAAGUGUAAUUAUUGAUAGAAGUCAACCAGAGCUUAAUGGGUGGUUAGUCUCUAGUUUUCUUGGUCUUGGGUUUGAUCAAUGGCACAUUGGAGUUUUAUGUUUGAUUGGAAACUGUAUGUGUAUGGCUGCUUUUCUCGCUGUCCAAGCACCGGUUUUGAAGAAGUAUCCUGCCUACCUUUCGGUUGCUGCGUAUUCAUACUUCUUCGGUGCAUCAAUAAUGAUCACAACAGCUAUCUUGUUUGUUAGAGAGCCUAAAGAUUGGAGCUUAACACAAUCUGAGGUUCUUGCUGUUAUAUUCGCAGGAGUGUUUGCCUCAGCUCUAAACUAUGGACUCUUGACUUGGUCCAAUAAAAUUCUUGGAGCUGCUUUGGUUUCCCUAUACAAUCCUCUUCAGCCUGCAACAUCGGCCUUUUUAUCGACAAUUUUCCUCGGCAGCCCGAUCUAUCUUGGAAGCGUUUUGGGUGGAAUCCUCAUCAUUUGCGGGCUUUAUAUGGUUACUUGGGCAUCUUACAGAGAGCAACAAACAACAUCAGCUGGGAAUGAGAUUGCUUCUUCUAGUGAUGUAAGAAUCUCGGAACCUUUCAUUUACAGAGAUGAGACUGGUAAAUAAAUAAGAAAAGGUAAAGAAAGGAUACUUGUACCGUUGUACGUAGUUAAUAUCAGACAAAAACUUGACAAAUCAUACAAUUUUUUCGAGUUCAAACAUUGAUUCUUUAAACGGUAAAUAAUUCAAAAUAAUUACUUCGCCUCUUUUUUGGUAAUGCAAGUUCAACUAUGG
Molecule: messenger RNA, 2634 nt
Organism: Arabidopsis thaliana (thale cress)
Lineage: Eukaryota; Viridiplantae; Streptophyta; Magnoliopsida; Brassicales; Brassicaceae
Gene: UMAMIT1
Product: nodulin MtN21 /EamA-like transporter family protein
Exons: 6
Coding region: 1321-2466 (381 amino acids)
Biological process (GO): transmembrane transport
Cellular component (GO): membrane
Molecular function (GO): transmembrane transporter activity
Source: RefSeq, marked reviewed